UGUCACUUGACGGUAGCAGUCAUAGGACGUGCUGUUUACACAGAGUGCACCUGUUGGUAUGCCCCGCAUGAGACAGAUAGCCUAUAUAUCUACUGGGGCAGAUAGCGAAGUGUUCAUAUUGGGUUGAGGAACGGCGACGAUAUGAAGUUGUUAGUGCUAAUCCUGAUUGGCUUUGCGGCGGCAACGUCAGGAAGUAGAGAGUCCUACACCGGUCGCCAGAGACUCGUCGGAUAUUGGGGUCAAAAUGGGGCGGGCCCCGCUAACGGCCCUGCGAACUACGAGAAGUCUCUUUACAAGACCUGUCUGACCACCAAGUACGACAUCAUCGCUCUCGCGUUUGUCACCGGGUUCUGGGACAAGAGGCAAAAAGGCGAGCUCCCGGCAUUGAACUUCGCUUUCCACUGCGAGGAUUCCGUAUCGACCGACUACCCUUUCCUGCUGCGUUGCCCCGAGAUCGAGAACGGUAUCAAGGAGUGCCAAAAGAUGGGUAAGAAAGUGCUGAUGUCGGUUGGUGGCGCCACGGGGGAUGGGACUCUACCAAGCCCAGCCAAGGCCAAAGAACUUGCCAAUACCUUCUACGAUCUCUUCCUUGGUGGGAGCAGGUUCGACGGCACUACGAACCUCAGGCCGUUUGGAAGCGCUGUGCUAGACGGUAUUGACCUUGACAUUGAAGGAGGAAGAGGAGACCACUACGAGCACUUGAUCCGCGAAAUGCGUCGACUCAUGGACGCUGACCUGUCUCGGGAAUAUCUGAUCACGGGCGCACCCCAGUGCCCAUACCCCGACCAUUACUUGGGGCCUGGGGCCGGAACAGGGCUUGGUGAGGCAGGAGAACUUGUGGACCAUCUGUACAUUCAAUUCUACAAUAACUACUGUCAUACCGGUGCCGGCGAUUGGUUCUACAAGACCUUGAAGCAGUGGCUGGACUUUGCCAACAAGCGAUCUCCACGUGGGCCACUCAUAUUUGUCGGUCUUCCCGCGGCGACUGGUGGCGCGAGCGGCGCUCAGUUCUACAGACCGCCUUCGGAGCUCACAGCAAUGUAUCAGAAAGUCCGUGAUCUUCCCGGUAUUGGAGGGAUCAUGCUGUGGGAUGUUUCCUGGGAUCAGAACAACGUGAUCAGCGGUAAACGCUACUCCGAGUACGCAUUUUCAUUGCUUAAAGGCUCAACAGUGACUGCUACCAAUCCCCCUGUCGUGCCUGGAGUGACCACUGCCGCCCCUCCUCUACCAGGACAGACUACCGCUGCACCCCCCGUCACUCAGCCGCCAGCCCCUCCAACCACAGCCGCACCUUCAGGCCCAUUCACUUGUACUGGUAAAGGAGAUGGCCAUUAUCGCGACCCAGACAACUGUGCCAAGUAUUACCAGUGUGUCGGCGGCAGAAUGUACACCUUCAACUGUCCUGCAGGACUUGUGUUCAACCCGGCUAACAACAUUUGUGAUUGGCCGGCAAAUGUCACAUUGGUAAAGAGUGUUUACAUUGGAUUGAGGAACAGCGACGAUAUGAAGUUGUUAGUGCUGAUCCUGAUUGGCUUUGCGGCGGCAGCGUCAGGACGUAGAGAGUCCUACACCGGUCGCCAGAGACUCGUCGGAUAUUGGGGUCAAAAUGGGGCGGGCCCCGCUAACGGCCCUGCGAACUACGAGAAGUCUCUUUACCAGACCUGUCUGACCACCAAGUACGACAUCAUCGCUCUCGCGUUUGUCACCGGGUUCUGGGACAAGAGGCAAAAAGGUGAGCUACCGGCAUUGAACUUCGCUUUCCACUGCAAGGAUUCCGUAUCGACCGACUACCCGUACCUGCUGCGUUGCCCCGAGAUUGAAAACGGUAUCAAGGAGUGCCAAAAGAUGGGUAAGAAAGUUCUGAUAUCGGUUGGUGGCGCCACGGGGGAUGGGACUCUACCAAGCCCAGCCAAGGCCAAAGAACUUGCCAAUACCUUCUACGAUCUCUUCCUUGGUGGGAGCAGGUUCGACGGCACUACGAACCUCAGGCCGUUUGGAAGGUUAGUGAUGGUGUGGAGGGCCCUGUUGCGCUGUGCUAGCGGAAUAGACCUUAAUAUUCAAGCAGGAAGUGGACAAUACUACGAGCACUUGAUCCGCGAAAUGCGUCGACUCAUGGACGCUGACCUGUCUCGGGAAUACCUGAUCACGGGCGCACCCCAGUGCCCAUACCCCGACCAUUACUUGGGGCCUGGAGCCGGAACAGGGCUUGGUGAGGCAGGAGAACUUGUUGACCAUCUGUACAUUCAAUUCUACAAUAACUUCUGUCAUACCGGUGCCGGCAAUGACUUCUAUAAGAGCUUGAAUAAGUGGCUGGACUUUGCCAAUAAGCGAUAUCCGCGUGGGCCACUCAUAUUUGUGGGUCUUCCCGCUGCGACUGGUGGAGCGAGCGACGCUCAGUUCUACAGACCGCCUUCGGAGCUCAGAACAAUGUAUCAGAAAGUCCGUGAUCUGCCCGGUAUUGGAGGGAUCAUGCUGUGGGAUGUUUCCUGGGAUCAGAACAACGUGAUCAGCGGUAAACGCUACUCAGAGUACGCAUUUGCAGUGCUUAAGAGCUCAACAGUGACCCCAGUCCCUCCAACAACAGCCGCACCUUCAGGCUCGUUCACUUGUACUGAUAAAGAUGAUGGUUAUUAUCGCGACACAGCAGACUGUGCCAAGUACUUCCAGUGCGUCGGAGGCAGGAUGUACACGUUUUACUGCCCUUCAGGAUUUGUGUUCAACACGGUUGCCAACAUUUGUGAUUGGCCGGCAAAUGUCACGUGCUAAGCAAAUACUGCGCUUACCUGAUGCUUAUUGAGUAUUGCAAUUUUAAAUGUAUCAUUUUAAAGUGGUAGAGUAAAUAAAGCUUGAUCAAACUGA
Molecule: messenger RNA, 2859 nt
Organism: Nematostella vectensis (starlet sea anemone)
Lineage: Eukaryota; Metazoa; Cnidaria; Anthozoa; Actiniaria; Edwardsiidae
Exons: 16
Coding region: 142-2766 (874 amino acids)
Biological process (GO): carbohydrate metabolic process
Cellular component (GO): extracellular region
Molecular function (GO): chitin binding; chitinase activity
Source: RefSeq, a predicted model, not a curated record